AUGCCUUCAGCAGCUCUGUGUGCGCGCUCGUUCCGUGCCUACGCCCGGCAUGGCUCUAACCACACUGCAAUUCUCGCCCGCGCAUUCUCCGCGACAGCGCGGAGACCAGAGAUCAACAAGGUCUAUCCUUCAGCCGCCGAGGCUCUCAAGGACAUGAAGCCCAACUCGACGCUUCUCUGCGGCGGUUUCGGUCUCUGUGGUGUCCCGGACACCCUGAUCAACGAGGUUCUGAAGAAGCCCGAGAUUACCGGCAUCACUGCCGUCUCCAACAACGCCGGCACAGACACUUCCGGCCUCGGCCAACUGCUGAAGACCAAACAGAUCAAGAAGAUGGUAGCCAGCUACAUUGGCGAGAACAAGACCUUUGAGAAGAUGUACCUGACCGGCGAGGUCGAGCUCGAGCUGACCCCCCAGGGCACCCUCGCUGAGCGCUGCGCCGCCGGCGGUAAGGGCAUUCCGGCCUUCUACACCCCGGCUGCCUUUGGCACCGUCGUCCAGACCGGCGAACUACCACUACGCAACAAACCCGACGGCUCGCCCGACCAAUUCUCAUACCCCAAGGACGUAAAGGUCUUCAACGGCAAGUCGUACCUCCUCGAGCAUAGCAUCGCUGGCGACUACGCCUUCGUCAAGGCCUACAAGGCCGACAAGCUCGGAAACUGCCAGUUCCGUCUCGCCGCCAACAACUUCAAUGGCGCCAUGGGCCGCAACGCCAAGAUGACCAUUGUUGAAGCUGAGCAAAUUGUCGAGCCCGGCGAGAUCUCUCCUGAGGCCGUUCAUCUGCCUGGCAUCUACGUCAAGCGCGUCAUUCAGAGCACGACCGAGAAGAACAUUGAGAAGUAUACCUUUGCCAAGGAUGAGAACGACGCCGACGCCAAGAAGGCCCUCGGCACUGGCGACACAGCCGCCAAGCGCGAGCGUAUCGUCCGCCGCGCCGCAAAGGAGUUCAAGAACGGCAUGUAUGCCAACCUUGGUAUCGGCAUGCCUAUGUUGGCCCCCGGCUUCGUCGGCCCCGAAGUUGAGGUUCAGCUGCAGUCCGAGAACGGCAUCCUCGGCCUAGGCCCGUACCCCAAGAAGGGCGACGAAGACGCCGACCUCAUCAACGCCGGCAAGGAGACCGUCACGCUCAAGCCCGGUGCCGCCGUCUUCGGCAGCGAAGAGAGUUUCGGCAUGAUCCGCAGCGGGCGCAUCAACCUCACCAUCCUCGGCGCCAUGCAAGUCAGCGCUAAUGGCGACCUCGCUAACUGGAUGUUGCCCGGCAAGGUCAAGGGCUUUGGUGGAGCUAUGGAUCUCGUCAGCAACCCCAGCGCGACCAAGGUCGUCGUCACAAUGGAGCACACGGAUAAGAAGGGCAAUGCCAAGAUCGUCAAACAGUGCGCUUUCCCCCUGACUGGCAGAGCUUGCGUGUCAAGGAUCAUUACCGAAUUGUGUGUCUUCGAUGUCGAUUUCGCGCACGGCCUGACCCUUAUCGAAAUUGCGGACGGUGUAACGGUGGAGGAGAUCAAGAGCAAGACCGAGGCGCCGUUCACGGUUGCUGACGAUCUGAAGCCCAUGUUGUAA
Messenger RNA from Colletotrichum graminicola M1.001, 1560 nucleotides. Its product is annotated as coenzyme A transferase. The transcript has 3 exons. Lineage: Eukaryota; Fungi; Ascomycota; Sordariomycetes; Glomerellales; Glomerellaceae. Gene Ontology annotation, molecular function: succinyl-CoA:3-oxo-acid CoA-transferase activity. Gene Ontology annotation, biological process: ketone body catabolic process. Bases 1 to 1560 code for a protein of 519 amino acids. The record is from RefSeq and is a predicted model, not a curated record.